AUAUUCCACCAAAUAUCCACUGACGCUGGUAACCCUAGAGCCAUGCGCAUGCAACACACUUCUACCACACAUAUGUAUAUCACCUCUUGUUCAUUCCGAUUCAAGUCUCUUUCCGUGAAAAGAUUUGAAUACGCGACAAAGGUGUAUAUAUAUAUAUAUACGUACGUAGAUAUAUAAACACACAAUCACAACUCAGAACAAUUUCUUGAGAUCGAUUCAAGGACAAGGCUUCCGAAUUGCAAAGAUGACGUCAACGGUGAUCGACAUUGCUGCUGCUGCAGCUGAUGGAGGGAGAGGAAGCACGCGGAGGAAGGCGAGGAGAGAAGGCUGUGUCGGGUUCGUGAGAUGCGUGGUAUCCUUUGCGAAGAGGAAGAGAAGCAAGGGUGACGUCAGAAGAGUUGUGCAUAGCGUCAAGGUCGGGUUUGCUUUAGUGUUGGCCUUCCUCCUCUAUCUCCUCGAUCCUCUCUACAAGGAAUUCGGGGAUAACGCCAUGUGCGCCAUCAUGACCGUCAUCAUCACCUUCGAGUUCUUCGCCGGUGCAACGUUGAGCAAGGGCUUGAAUCGGGGGAUUGGGACAAUACUGGGAGGUGGGUUAGGGUGUUUGGCUGCAGCCUUGGCUCAAGAAGUGGGUGGACUCGGAAAUGUUCUCGUGAGUCUCACCUCUGUCUUCAUAUUUGGAGCUGGCGCUUCUUAUUCGAGAUUGGUUCCAAGCAUCAAGAAGACAUACGACCACGGGGUAAUGGUGUUCAUUCUCACGUUUAACCUGGUGGUCGUGUCUGGUGUACGUGCCGAGAAAGUCUUGGAGUUAGUCCAAGAACGCCUUCUGACCAUCAUCAUGGGAUUCUGCCUCUGCAUUUUCAUCAGUUUGCUCGUGUUUCCCGUCUGGGCAAGCGACGAACUUAACGAUUCACUCGCUUCUAGAUUCCGAGACCUCUCUGUCUCGAUCGAAGGUUGCCUGGAGGAAUAUUUCAGCUCCCCUGAAACCAAACCCAGCUUUAGUUUCAGCGGUUGCAAAUCUGUGCUCCACUCCAAGUUAAAGGAUGAAACUCUGGUGGAUUUCGCUAAAUGGGAGCCACGGCAUGGAAGGUUCAGGCUUUUUCACCCGUGGGACAAGUACCUGCAGAUGGGCGAACUUCUACGUGACCUGGCCGCAACUAUCCUGUCGCUUGAACCAUGUCUCAAGUCCUCUAGAGAGGCGUCCAAGCUUCUGAAACAGUCGAUCGAAGAGCCAUGCGAGCUGGCAGGGGCGACUCUCGCAUGGAUCCUGAUGGAGUUAGGAGAUAGCGUAAUGAGAAUGAGGAAGAGCGGAUUAUCGGACGAUAUAACGCUAAAGCUGAAAACCGUAAGGAGAGAGCUGAGUUUGGCGGGUCAGAAACUAGGGCAACGGGGGCCAUCCGCUGAAGACACCAUCCCAAGCAUAAGCUUUCUGUUCGCGUUGACAGAGACGGUGAAUAAGGUCGAAGAAGUCGCGAGAGAAGUGGAAGAACUGGCAAAGAUUGCUUAUUCCGCAAGGCAAGUGCCGAAUCAUAUGGAUGAAAUAGCAGGCGCUAAUCUCGAUCUGGCCAAGGAAUGCGAACAGAUGUGCCAGAGGCCGAAGACGAAUAAUAAUAACAGGCCAAUCCAUGAAUAAACGAUGCACCAGUUAAGGAGAAGAAUGGAAUCCAUCAUUUGAUUUCAGAUGAUAAACUAUAACGAGAAUGUACCUUACAUUUUGUUCAAACCGCUGUCAUCCACGUGCAUUCUCUCUUUAAUAUAUGCAAGAGGAUUUACAAGAAUUUCUAAUUAAUAAUCCAAA
Molecule: messenger RNA, 1795 nt
Organism: Tarenaya hassleriana
Lineage: Eukaryota; Viridiplantae; Streptophyta; Magnoliopsida; Brassicales; Cleomaceae
Product: aluminum-activated malate transporter 14-like
Exons: 6
Coding region: 245-1630 (461 amino acids)
Biological process (GO): malate transport
Cellular component (GO): plant-type vacuole membrane
Source: RefSeq, a predicted model, not a curated record